Messenger RNA from Thermothelomyces thermophilus ATCC 42464, 1704 nucleotides. RefSeq lists its product as uncharacterized. Gene Ontology annotation, biological process: DNA damage response; DNA replication checkpoint signaling; replication fork processing. The record is from RefSeq and is a predicted model, not a curated record. Gene Ontology annotation, molecular function: DNA binding. Bases 169 to 1497 code for a protein of 442 amino acids. Gene Ontology annotation, cellular component: replication fork protection complex; nucleus. The transcript is spliced from 3 exons. Lineage: Eukaryota; Fungi; Ascomycota; Sordariomycetes; Sordariales; Chaetomiaceae.
AAUUCUAGGAACCCGCUUAACGCGCUCGACGCGCUCGACUACGGACUACUCUCAACGCGUCCAUCAAAGCCUCGGCAUUGGCUUACUACUGAUACAACCACCACAAAUCACCACAGAUCGACUCCCAGGCACGGGCAAGCCAAUAUUGUCAAAAAAAAUAUUGUGACGAUGCCUUCAAAGACAGGCACAAAGCCAGGAGGCGCCUCAAGCAGAGGGGAAGAUAACAGCAACUUUGUCGACGAUUAUCUUGCCGAUUGGGACGAUGAUCCGUUCCGGUCACCCAGUCCUGAGCCGGCCAAAAAUGACAAGGCUACGGAAAAGAAGACCGAUGUCCUGGGUAUCGAGAAGGAGCUCGACUUGAAAAGAAGACCUCGAGCCCCCAGAGUCAAGUUGGACGAGGCUCGGCUGCUAUCCGACAAAGGGAUCCCCAAACUCAGAAAGAUGGCGCCCAGGCUGAAGUUUAAGGGAAAGGGACACGAGUUCUCCGACGCCGCUCGCCUGCUCUCCUUUUACCAAGAAUGGCUGGACGAUCUCUUCCCGAAAGCCACCUUCCUUGACGCCCUCGCGAUGGUGGAGAAGACUGGGCACAAGACGGUCAUGCGCAACGCCCGACUGAAAUGGAUCGACGAGACCAAGCCGAGGGCCGCCACCGCGGAGGACGAUGAAGACUAUCGCAUCCACCGGGGAGCAGCUGACCUACGUCAACCGGGUAAGGUUGCGCCGAUAUUCGACAAUGCCGCGAAGGCUGCUGGCGAAAGGGCAAAAACACCGGGAGGGGACAAUUUGUUUGGAGACGACGAUAUUUACAAUGCGACACCGGUUCGAAGUGCUGCCAGCACCGAGCCAUCUAGACAAGUGGUGGCCGACGAUGUCCCCGAUGGAGACGACUUGGACGCGCUAAUGGCCGAAGCGGAGGCCGAGGCCACCGCUAGUUCACAACAUACAGGAUCCGCACCGCCUUUCCGAAGCAUUUUUGGUAAUGGGACAAAAAAUACUGGCCCCGCCCCGGGUCCGCUUGGAGAGCCUGACGAGGACGACCUCGAUGCUCUUAUGGCGGAGGCGGAGGCACAGUCGGUGCCACCGCAAUCAACUUCAACAGCAAUACGCAAGAGCAUUUUCGGAGACGGGAAGCCCGAGCAAUCGACGACACCGGGGAUUGGACGGCACGAUGAUAACCCUCACGCUCAUAAACCAGAGGCAGGAACGGGGACAACGGUUCAGGAAUCCUCCCAAGCGACGGGCGGGGAAGGGGCUACGAAUGGCAAUGCUCACUCGACGAAGAAGAUUGACAAUUUUGACGACGAGGACGACCUCGAUGCGCUAAUGGCGGAGGCGGAGGCGGAGGCAGGAGCAAGGACGGCGGCGGGCACGAAUGCCGCCCCGGACCCUCCAGGGAAGACUAACAACGCUCUACCAGCACCUGCUGAUGCUGGACCCCAAACUGCGAGUUUUGACGAGGAAGAAGAGGCGAUGGCCGAGAUGGACGGUUUAUGGUGAUGCUUGGCUUUUGUACGAUCCCGCACUUCAUGACUAAGCAGUGCCAUGAGAUCUCAGGAAGCACAUUGACGCACGAAGCGCUGGCUAGAUAUACAGCCAAUCCACAUCUGCUUACAGAGUUCGGAGCGAUGUCUAAGUGCUGCGUCAUUCAGUCCGCUCCCAAUCGGCGGUGCCCCAUCGGCAUUUCUUACUUAGGGUAGCUCGACC